AUGGACUUUCUACAGCUCACAUCAACGCAUCUUCUGGCGGUACUGUUUACCAGUACCAGCGCAUUGUUCAUUGUAACAUACCUCCUCCGUGCAGGACAUCGACCCUCAGAGCUCCCGGACGGCCCUCCAACUGUUCCGCUUUUUGGAAACGAGCUGCAGGUGCCAAAGUGGGAUGCACAUUUCCAGUUCUCCAAGUGGGCUAAGGAAUAUGGCGGAUUUUUCUCACUGAAGCGAUAUAACAACACCACUAUUGUUAUCAGCGACCAUAAACUGAUCAAGGCACUGCUGGACAAAAAGAGCAACAUAUACUCCCAUCGACCCGCAUCACUGGUAUCCCACUUGAUCACGCAGAGUGACCAUCUGUUGGUCAUGCAGUAUGGUGAGCGAUGGCGCAUGCUACGUAAAACCAUUCAUCAAUACUUCAUGGAGCCGCGCUGCGAGCGCGAGCACUGGAAAGUCCAAGAGGCCGAAGCCAAACAGAUGCUGCACGACUUUUUGACCAUGCCAGAGGAUCACAUGCUACAUCCUAAGCGAUACAGUAACAGUAUCACCAACUCGCUUGUCUUCGGUAUCCGCACCAAAACCGUUCAUGAUGAGUACAUGCAAAGGCUCUUCUAUCUGAUGGAAAAGUGGUCCUUGGUGCAGGAACUAGGCGCCACCCCCCCUGUCGACUCGUUUGCUCUGCUGCGCUACGUGCCACAAUGGCUAUUGGGCAACUGGCGGGACCGGGCGGUUGAAGUGGGUGAUCUAAUGCAGUCCCUUUACCAGACCGUGCUAGAUCAGGUGCAGGAGCGCCGCCAACGCGGUGUUCAGCGUGACUCCUUUAUGGACAGAGUCUUGGAUACGCUCAAGCAGACACCGCUUACCGAGAAUGAGCUACGAUUCCUAGGGGGUGUUCUGAUGGAAGGAGGCUCCGAUACUUCGUCCUCGCUUAUCUUGACCAUUAUCCAGGCGAUGACCAAGUAUCCUGAAGUGCAAGCGAAGGCCCAUGCACAAAUCGACUCUGUUGUCGGCAAUGACCGCUCUCCGGCUUGGUCUGAUUGGCCCCAGCUGCCCUAUAUCAAUAUGAUCAUCAAGGAGUCUCACCGGUGGCGUCCAGUCAGCCCUCUUGGCGUUACCCACGCCGUCGCUGAAGAUGACCACAUCAAUGGGAAGCUCAUUCCGCGAGGAUCGAGCAUUGUUCUCAAUGUUUGGGGAAUGCAUCAUGACAGUGAUCGAUGGCAGGAACCAGAGCAUUUUCAGCCUGAACGUUUUGCCGAUUUCCCAGCUUUAGCCUCAACCUACGCAGCGUCCGAAAGGAGAGAUCACCUUGGUUACGGAGCGGGCCGACGUAUCUGCCCGGGCAUCCACUUAGCGGAGCGCAACUUAAUCAUAGGAAUCGCCAAGCUGCUCUGGGCCUUUGAAUUUGUUGAACCCCCUGGAAGCGACAGUGACAUUUCAGCUCACUCCGGUGCUAGUAAAGGGUUCCUCCAUUGUCCCAAGGACUAUGGAUGUGCCAUUCGUCUCCGCUCCUCGGACAAGCGAGCGACCAUUAUGCGAGAAUUUGCCGAGGCACAAGAGGUGUUCGCUCGAUUUGAUUAG
Messenger RNA from Penicillium coprophilum, 1581 nucleotides. RefSeq names its product cytochrome P450. NCBI's taxonomy places the organism in Eukaryota, Fungi, Ascomycota, Eurotiomycetes, Eurotiales, Aspergillaceae. The transcript is spliced from 5 exons. The record is from RefSeq and is a predicted model, not a curated record. Gene Ontology annotation, molecular function: iron ion binding; heme binding; monooxygenase activity. Bases 1 to 1581 code for a protein of 526 amino acids.